GACAUGGCGAGAAGAGUGUCACAAUCAGCGCUUUACUGAAAGCAGCUGCCAGCCUCGAGGACUAUGUCGCAGCUGACGGCGUUUGAGACUCGCGACGCUUUUCUCUGAGGUGGGGUCUGGGGGAAGAGGCGUCCGCAGGACGUGAGCGCGCGCGCACCGCUGGUGAAUUUUAAUUAUCCCAGGUCUGGGCAGACCGGAUGCUCGGAAUCGUGUGCUUUUCUUGUGUCCUCGCAUCCCGCGUACGGCUGCGCGUUCUCUCAGAGUAGCCGGUGUGAAAUAUCCGCGAGCCAUAUGAAUCACAGCGCACCCGAGGAACAACGCGUUGAUUCGCAGAUGUGUUCGGGGCUGUCAGUGUUUUUUCCCGGUUAACGCUGAGCAACCCGCCAGUCUAGCCUCCCCUGUCGGAUAACCAUUCGUUAGCGCACGCAGAUGUUUGUGUCGGUCAAUAGGCUACCAGCUUGCGCGCCUCGCCAUCACCGAGCCUUCGUUCGUGGAAGCAGCUGUAGCUCAGUGAGAGGAGCGGGGCCGUGGCGCCUCCUUAAGACUGUUUGCUGAACUGCAUCCAGGGGGACAGACUGGUGGUCUGAUCAAAAUGCAUCAGGUGAUUGGAGUAACAAGGAGAUGAGGAGCGGACUGGCCGAGUGACCGACCAGCAGGAUUCUCUCUUUGCAUGGAUGUCAGACGUCAUGUGGUCUCCACCAUGGGCUUAGGAGCUCCAGAUUCUCAGGAUGGUAAGCUGCAGACGGAGCGUGUGUGUGUGUGUGUGUCAGAUUCUCAGGAUGGUAAGCUGCAGACGGAGCGUGUGUGUGAGCUGCAGGAGCGGAAGCAGAGUCUUCAAGCCGCCCUGACCAGCAGGAUGGGGGAGCUACGCCGCGUCUGCCUGCUGGAGGCGGAGCUGACAGGGAAACUGCCACGAGAUUUCCCCCUGGAGGCAGGAGAGAGACCCCCCCUCAUCCAGCGCCGGUCAGGACUGCCCCCCCACGCCCCCUCACACCACACACAGGAUGACCCGUGUCAGAGGCGCCAGAUGAAGGCAUUGUUUGGUGGAGCUCUGCGCCGGAGCACCGAGGCUGACAAGAGAACCGUCCACCGAGGAUGCCACACAGAAGAGACGGUGAAGUCAGAGAGCAGCUCCAUGUCAGACUCAACAUCACAAGACAACGAGUCGUCCCCGAGUGUGUGUGUGAGUGUGGCCCCUCAGCAGAGGUCACUGUCUCACCCGCGCCUGAAUCCUGGCAGCCCAGACAGUCGCCUCAUCAGGAAACUUUCCCCCGUCGAGAUCUACUACGAGAUGAGGACACGACGCAACUCCACAUCCAGCUCCAUCAGUCCCAGUCACUCUCUCCCCAGAAGUGCGUCUAAUGUGGAGGGCCGCAGUGUUCCAGCCACACCCCUCCUGUCCCGCACCGCUCCAAUCAGCAUUCACGUCAGGCCUGAGGUGUCUGGCGGUAUCGCUCUGAAGCAGUGGUGCGGGAGUCCCGACGUUCCUCACUUUGUUCCGCUGGCGUCUCUGGAGGGUUCUGCGUCAGACCGGCGCAGCUGCCCGUACAGUUCUCGCGCUCGCCGUAGCAACAGCUCCGAGGCGCUGCUGGACCGCUCCAGCCUGCCGGACGGCCCGCCCCCCCGCAACGGCAUGCCCCCCCGUGGCGGCCCCUUUAAGAGUUCCGAGACCCUGACGGACGGCAAGCUACGGCAGUACCGGGGCAGUCCGGAGCGGCAGGUGGGGGGGGUGGGCAGGGAGCAGGGGCGCACGCGCGCCUCUGUGGGGGGUCGCCCGUCGGGAGGGGGCUACAACGAGAUCCUCCUGGACUACAUCUGGGGCAAAGCGCCGUCGCGGCCCAACCAGCUGCCGGCCGGAUCUCAGCCGGCCCCGCGCGGCUGGCCUGAUGUGUGCCCCCCCCCCUUUAACGGCCUCUCCCUCUCCCAGCUGCAGCUGGCCGCCCCCCCUCCCUACAGCCCACUGCUGCUGCGGGGCGCCCCCCCCCUCACCGACCCGCGCAGGGCAAAGGUCACCCGCACCAAAUCGUGUGGCCCCUUCCUCCCCGAGCCCCUCCUGCUGUCGGCCUACGAGCCCCACCACCCCCCCGCCGCCUCCAGCGCCGCCUCCAUCCCCACCCUGCACCCCCACCCACUGGCCCCCCCCCACAGCCGGCGGCCCCCGCUCUCGCUGCCCACCCCCGAGGACUCGACGCGGAGCCUCCACAAGGCCCUGGCGCUGGAGGGACUGAGAGACUGGUACCUGCGCAACGCCCUGGGCUACGCCCCCAGCAAAGGCCACGCCCACACACAGCCACCGCUGCUGCCGCAGGGCCCGCCCAGCCAGGGGGAGAUCUACCCCCCGAUAGGCUCCCAGAUGACCCAGGGGGAGAUGAUCUACCCCCCGAUAGGCUCCCAGAUGACCCAGUCUGCCUCCUUCCAUGGAUACCCGCUACAGGCCAGGUCUGUGGAGCUGUCACGGUUCCCUGAGCCAUUUCCCUCUCAACUGCAGGAGGGGGCCACGCCAGACCCCCCCGCCCCUGGAACCCUAGUCUGAGAUACCCCCCGACACACACACACACAUACACUGAUUGUAGCAUAAAGACACCAGUGUGCCCCAACCCCCAUCAUGUAGCAGUAGAUGCCCUGAUGCACCGUAAGGGACCCCUCAGUCAGACUGGAGAAGCUGCAGCAUCAAGACCCCUCAGUCAGACUGGAGAAGCUGCAGCAUCAGGACCCCUCAGUCAGACUGGAGAAACUGCAGCUGCAGCAUCAGAAACCCCUCAGUCAGACUGAAGAAGCUGCAGCUGCAGCAUCAGAAACCCCUCAGUCAGACUGAAGAAGCUGCAGCAUCAGAAACCCCUCAGUCAGACUGGAGAAGCUGCAGCUGCAGCAUCAGAAACCCCUCAGUUAGCCCAGUCCCCCUGCCCCAUCCCAGGCUCCCAUGAGACUGCAGUUCUAUUGGACCUGAACCUGCUACCCAAUCUGUCAGUCAUCCCUGAGGCCACACCCUCAGCAGAGGGGCCGUGAGGGUACAAAUUGAGCCGUGUGCUCACCUAUGUAGCAGAGAACAUCUCCAGUCGGGGCGUCCACCUGUGCUUACCUAUGUAGCAGAGAACAUCUCUGGGUGGGGCGUUCACCUGUGCUCAUCUGUGGUCACCAGUGCUCAGUCUCUCCCUCUUCUGCCGAACUGUCUGUGCUCCUCUGAGUGUCUGUGCUCCUCUGUGCUCCUCUGAGUGUCUGUGUUCCGAAGCCCAGCUGUAGCCGGAGGCCCUCUGGCCCACACCGAUGGAAAUGUAUUAAAUAACACUCGUGAAUGUGUGUGUGUGUGUGUGUGUGUGUGUGUGUGUGUGUGUGUGUGUGUGUGUGUGUGUGUGGGGGGGUGUGUGUGUGUGGUGUGCCUGUUUGCUCCUCUAUGCUGUAUACUCUGAAGUCCAUCAGACAUAUCUGAUGUAAACAUUUGACAGCGUGAAACGCAAACUGAAGCUGAAUGUGAAGAUGGUUAAGUUAGCUGACAUGUCUGAAGGAAGAGUGCUGCCUGAUAACACUCCAUGGCCUAUAGGGGGAGUGAGGCUUUAAACAACACUCCAUGGCCUAUAGGGGGAGUGAGGCUUUACACAACACUCCAUGGCCUAUGAGUGAGGCUUUACCCAACACUACACUACAUGGCCUAUAGGGGGAGUGAGGCUUUACCCAACACUCCAUGGCCUAUGGGGGGAGUGAGGCUUUACCCAACACUACAUGGCCUAUGGGGGGAGUGAGGCUUUACCCAAAGUUAGGUGUACACUAGCUAUAAUACUGAUGACAUCAUACAAAUACAUCAUCAAAUACACAGUGAUAAGUGUUUGAUGCCUUUUUAUAGAAGGGUUACCUUAGAUAGCAAGAUCAGGGUUCCCUGAUAAAGCAAGACUGGAGAAGGGUUCCCUUAAAUAGCCAGACUUGAGAAAGGUUCCCUGAGAGAGCCAGACUGAGGUCUGCUCUGAUGACAGGGUCAGUGCUUUAGGACCUCAGGGAGAAGAGCUGGCAGCUGAUGCCUGAUUGGCUACUGUAGGAUUGGUCAGUGCUGUAGGAUUGGUCAGUUCGGCCCACUCACCCUGGCCUCAAGCUCAAUGUCAGGCAUCAGCUGCAGAGUCCUGGAGCCAAUCAGGCAUCAGCUGCGGAGUCCUGGAGCCAAUCAGGCAUCAGCUGCGGAGUCCUGGAGCCAAUCAGGCAUCAGCUGCAGAGUCCUGUAGCCAAUCAGGCAUCAGCUGUAGAGUCCUGGAGCCAAUCAGGCAUCAGGUGCGGAGUCCUGGAGCCAAUCAGGCAUCAGCUGCGGAGUCCUGUAGCCAAUCAGGCAUCAGCAGAGUCCCAUAGGCCCACUGAGGUCCCUCUGCUGGGCUCACAUGCUGCCUGUAGCCAAUCAGGCAUCUUGAAGCCCUAGUUACUUCCUAGCUCAUGUUUGCUUAGCUUGCUUACAACUGUGUUUUAUGAGCAAAUAAUACUCAGUUCCCACACAAACACACACACACACACACACACACACACAAACUCACACACACACACACACUCAGUACCCACACAAACACAUGUACAAAUUCAUGAAUGAGGUUGCCCAAGACUUGCCCAAGGCUAUAUAACCACAGUAUUUAGACAGCUGCAUAUACAGUAUAUGAUGGGUUUAAAUGCAUUACCCUUUAAAGUGUUGGGCUAUUGGGACGACAAUCCAUGGGGGUUUGGUUUUGUGUUUUGGAAUAAGGAUUAAAUUCUUUAAUUUGUGUGAUAUUGCUUUACAGCUGUGACAGAGAUUAGGAUUGACAGCUGUGUCAGAGAUUGGGAUUGGGAUUGUUUUAAUCUGUUAAAUGUUGAUUUGGGACUGUUGAGUGGGAAAUAUUUUGUGUUUGUAAAUAUUGGUCAGUGAUGGUCUAGAUUUAUUUAUUUAUUCUUACUUAUUACUGAUUUUAUCAUGAACAUUUGAUUUAAUUAUUUUUAAUUAAAAUUAUUUUAUUAAUUAGUCAGCAUCUCCAGAGUGGACCCGGCUCUGAUCAGGUGCCGGAACGCUCUACUGGAGGCCGGUCUCACCUGGUCUCACCUGGUCUCACUCGCUUCCCUGUCAGCUGGUCUUGUGAGCUGGUCUCACGAGCUAGUCGGUCUGUGGUAUAUGUUAAUGAUCAUCUCAACAAUUAGAUAUUCGAGGUUUUGUUAUGUCAGGAAUCCAGCUCUGCACAGAGAUUUGAGAUGAGGAUCACACACACACACACACACACACACACACACACACACACACACUCACACUCACAUCACCUCUGCUCAACUCCAGCUGAAAAUAGUCUAGUCGGUUUGGUGAAUGUAUCCCUAUACUCAAGGCACAGGAUCACACACACACACACACACACACACAGGAUCACAUUCAAUCCCCUCAACCCAGUAGCCAAUCAGCAGUCCAACUGACUGCUGCGUUAUGCGGUUGGCUCUCUGUAGUGCAGCUGUGAGUGGAGAUCCUCUGAGUUACUGACAGGAACCCCUGGUCCAGAUGACCUCCAGAUGACCUCUUUGUUUAAGAGUAUUAAUUACUGACAGGAACCCUUGGUCCAGAUGACCUCCAGAUGACCUCUUCGUUUAAGAGUAUUAAUUACUGACAGGAACCCCUGGUCCAGAUGACCUCUUUGUUUAAGAGUGUUAAUUACUGACAGGAACCCCCUAUUACAGACGACCUCUUCGUUCAAGAGUGUUUUCAUCUUCCAGUUCUUACUCUUCUGUUGUUGGUUUUGAGAGUGCUGUUAUCAGUGUUAUUUUUGUUUGGUUUAGUGCAGUGCUUCCAGCUGGUAUCACCUCAGACUCAAGACCAAUCAGCUGUGCAUUGGUAAUGUUUAUUUUGUGUACUUCAGUGAUGUUUCUGUCUGUAAGUAAAUAUAAAUUUAUAAAUUAAAAUAAAUAUAGAUACGGAAAUGCAUUUAGAGUUAUAGUGACUUGAACAGAACUAAUAUAAUUAUAAAUAUAUUCUGUAUAUUUAUGUAUGGAUUAGAUUUUAUACAUAUAUAGCCUAUUUAUUUGAAAAACAAAACAAAACAAGCAUCACGUUGUCAUGGAAACUAAACAUCAGUGUUCAGCACCAGCAGACAAAGAGGAAGUGAUCCCUUCCUGUUUCCUGUUUCCUGUUUCCUGUCCUCCUGGUCGUGAGCUGCUCGUCUUCAGCAGAACCAUCCCAUCAGCCCGCAGACAGACAGACGCUCCGAGCCGACGCCAGUGACUCCUCAUUGCCUUCCUCAUGCUAUGGCUUUCUUUGCACAUGGAGUGGACAAGAGGCUAUUUCUGUAUUAUGACAGAUUUUCAUCAUUCAUUUCUAAUAAAGUUUGUAAUCCUU
Clupea harengus (Atlantic herring) is the source of this 6316-nucleotide messenger RNA. RefSeq names its product coiled-coil domain containing 120b (gene ccdc120b). Lineage: Eukaryota; Metazoa; Chordata; Actinopteri; Clupeiformes; Clupeidae. The record is from RefSeq and is a predicted model, not a curated record.